GGUUGAGGUUUGGAAGCGCUGUGGAUGUGGGUUAUGUGGAUGUCACGGCCACGACCUGGAGCAGAGCAAAGCAGCAGCAUCCCACCUCUCUGCAGCAUCCUCCUCCUCCUCGGGACGCAAACGUGCCGACCUGGUGGGGUCACUUAGGAUGCAGGGACAAAAGCAGAGCCUUUGGUGGUGGAGAAAGCUGGCAUUGUGGAUAAAAGCUUUGGGUUUUGGUCCGAGUUCUUGGAUAAAGCCGGGUGCUGCCCUUUGGGGUCACCUUGGUGUGGGGUGAGGUGGGCUCUGGAGUGGGCUUGGGGCUGUGGGGCUCCCAGCAUCAGCCUGUGUGAUUGGGAGUGAUGGGAGAGGAGGAGACCCUUCUGUGAAAGAAUGGGAAAAAGGGGAUCAGAGGAACGAGAUGAGAAAUAACAGCAGGGAUGGACUUCUGGGGGGGAUUAUUAAAUGAUGGGGUGAUGGAUGCUUUACGCCUCGCCGGCUUCUGACGUGUCGGGAUCACAAAGAGCUGCACAAACAUUAAUUAAUCUGCCCUAAUGACCCUGCGGGGAGUCAGUGAGUGGAGAGGAAUCUUGGCAUCGAUGAGGGCGGUGCUCCUUCGGCACGAUGGGUGCGAUGGCGAUGUGAGGAGAGGUUCUCCUUCAGAGAUUUCCCAUGUCCUCACUGGAGAGGAAUCUUUGAGUGGUCAGAGUGCAGACUGAGGCUGAAAGGGACCCCCAGUCCAACCCUGAGGGCACGGGGGACCCAGCCCCAUGCCAACACCCUUGAGUAAACCCAUAAAAGCCAAAUGUGCGAUGGGCCUUCCAAAAGAAACGCCGUUGUGUCACCGCUUCUGUGACAUUCAAACGUUAAGAAUGCCAUUGUACUUCCUCUGCCAUGUCCUGUCCCCUGCUCAACUGCAGGGCAUCCCAGUGAGUCCCCCUGUGGCUCAGCAUUGCAGAUAUUCUGUGUCCUUGUCCCCAGGUCCUGGUAGAGGUGGCAGCAUGGACGGGCAGGACCCAGCCCUGGGCUGUGAGCGUGAGCAAAAGGGGCAGCCAGCUUUCACCUGGGAAGUGCAGGCCAACAACAGAGCCCACCACGAGCAGCUCAGGAAGAAAUCUGCCUUCUGUUUGAGCAAGAAGAAAUACGCGGGCAAUGCCAUUAAGACAGCCAAGUACAACGCCCUGACCUUCCUCCCACUGAACCUCUAUGAGCAGUUCCACCGUAUGGCCAACAUCUACUUCGUCUUCGUCAUCCUCCUGCAGACCUUUCCUGAGAUCUCCACGCUGCCCUGGUACACUCUGCUCUUCCCCCUGAGCUGCCUCCUCACCAUCCGUGCCCUACGGGACCUGAUGGAUGACAUUGGCCGACACCAAAGUGACAGAAACAUCAACAGCAGGCCCUGUGAGAUCCUGUCUGGGGAGAGCUUCCGCUGGCAGAAAUGGCGCGAUGUCUGCGUUGGGGACAUCGUCCGCCUGCACAAGGACAGCCUCGUCCCAGCCGACAUGCUCCUGCUGUGCAGCUCAGAGCCCAGCAGCCUCUGCUACGUGGAGACCUCUGACAUCGAUGGAGAAACAAACCUGAAGUUCAGACAAGCCCUCCUGGUCACCCACCAGGAGCUGACAAGUGAGGAGAGCUUGGCUGCCUUUGAUGGGAAAGUGACCUGCGAGGAGCCCAACAGCCGCAUGCACAGCUUCACUGGUGUGCUGCAGUGGAGGGGAGAGACGCACGCGCUGGACGGCGAAAGGAUUCUGCUGAGGGGCUGCAAACUCCGCAACACCGACACGUGUUAUGGCUUGGUUAUCUAUGCAGGAUUUGAUUCUAAAAUUAUGAGGAACUGUGGAAAGAUCAAGAGGAAGAAAACCAAGCUGGACCGCAUGAUGGACCGCCUGGUGGUCAUAAUCUUUCUGGUGCUGCUGGCCACAUCGCUGUGCCUCGCCAUUGCCUCAGGGUUCUGGGCCAAGAUGUUCCAAGAGAAACACAGCUACCUCGCUGCUCUCUAUAAGCACACGACUCCUGCCAAGCAGGCUUUCUUCAGCUUCUGGGGCUUCACCAUUCUCCUGAGCGUCAUCAUCCCCAUGUCCAUGUAUAUCACGUUUGAAUUCAUCUACUUGGUGAACAGCUUUUUUAUCAACUGGGAUUUGGAGAUGUAUUAUGCUGUCAAGGACAUCCCAGCGAAAGCCAGGAGCACCAGCCUCAACGACCAGCUUGGCCAGGUGGAGUACAUCUUCUCAGACAAGACGGGCACCUUGACACAGAACAUCAUGAGCUUCAAGAAAUGCUGUGUCAACGGGACCAUCUAUGGUUUGGGCGCAGGCCAUGAGGACAAACAGCCACCGGGGUUGGUGUUGACCCGGAGUUGCCAUGGGGAGAAGAUGUUGGACUCCAACAACGUGGGGCUCCGGGAAGCAGUGCAACAAAACAACGAUCCGGUGCUGCGGGAAUUCCUGCGGCUGUUGGCCCUCUGCCACACCGUCAUGGUGGAGGAGAGGGGAGACCAACUGGUUUACCAGGCGGCUUCUCCAGAUGAGGAAGCACUGGUGCUGGCAGCCAGGAGCUUGGGCUACGUCUUCCUGUCCCGAACUCAGGACACCAUCACCAUCAGUGAGAUGGGGGUGAAGAGGACAUACCAGGUGCUGGCCAUGCUGGAUUUCAACAGCGAUCGCAAGAGGAUGUCGGUGUUGGUGAGGGACCCACAGGGCACGAUCCGGCUCUACACCAAAGGGGCUGACACUGUGAUCCUGGAGAGGCUGCGGGGUCGGGGACCCAACCAGGACUUCACCGAGAGGGCUCUGGAUCACUUUGCAGAGGAGACCCUGAGGACGUUAUGCCUGGCCAGCAAGGAGCUGAGCGAGGCGGAGUACGACGAGUGGAGCAGGAGGCACCGCAUGGCCAACAUCCUGCUGCAGGGCCGGGCGUGUGAGCUGGACAGGCUGUACGAGGAGAUGGAGCAGGACCUGGAGCUGCUUGGGGUCACGGCCAUUGAGGACAAGUUGCAAGAAGGGGUCCCUGAGACCAUCCAGCUGCUGAAACUGGGCAACAUCAAAGUGUGGGUGCUGACGGGAGACAAACAAGAAACAGCAAUGAAUGUUGGCUAUGCAUGCAAGCUGCUCACGGAUGACAUGGAGAUCCUGGAGGAGAAGGAAGUGAGCGAGAUCCUGGAGGCUUACUGGGCGAGAAACAACAACAUCAGUGGCACUGACUGUGUCUCACAGCAGCACCCGGAGCCUUUCUGCCACAAGAAGAGAGCUCUUGUCAUCAGCGGGGACUUUGUGGACACAAUCCUCCAGACAGGAGAGGUGCUACAGAAGAAGGGACGGCUGUGGCAGCAGCUGGCUUGCCAUGGGACGACGGACCCACAGGAGCAGGGCAGCCUGGUGGAAAAGGCCUUUGUGGACCUGGCCACCAGCUGCCAGGCCGUCAUCUGCUGCAGGGUCACCCCCAAGCAGAAAGCUCUCAUCGUGCAGCUGGUGAAGAAGCACAAGAAAGCCACCACGCUGGCCAUUGGGGAUGGGGCCAAUGAUGUCAACAUGAUCAAAACUGCUGACAUCGGGGUGGGCAUCAGCGGGCUGGAGGGCGUGCAAGCCGUGCAGUGCAGCGACUACGCCCUGGCACAGUUCUGCUACCUGCAGCGCCUGCUGCUCGUCCACGGCCGCUGGGGUUACCUCCGCAUCUGCAAGUUCCUCCGCUACUUCUUCUACAAGACCUUUGCUGGCCUCAUGACCCAAAUCUGGUUUGCUUUUCACAGUGGAUUCACAGCCCAGCCUCUCUAUGAAGGCUGGUUCCUUGCCCUCUACAACGUUUUCUACACCGCCUACCCCGUGCUUUCUGUGGGUCUUCUGGAGCAGGACGUGAGUGCCAAGAAGAGCCUGUGGUUCCCUGAGCUCUACACCAUUGGGCAGCAGGACAAGCUCUUCAAUUAUCGUAUUUUCAGCGUGACGCUGCUGCAUGGUGUCAGCACGUCGCUCACCAGCUUCUACAUCGCGCUCUGGGCCUUUGAGGACCACGUUGGCAGCAGGACUGUGGGGGACUACGAGUCCUUCUCCGUCACGGUGGCCACCUCAGCUUUGCUGUCAGUCCUCGUGGAGAUCAUCCUGGACACCAAGUUCUGGACGGCGUUGUCUUUCCUGAUGGUCACAGCCAGCUUGCUGCUCUUCUGCCUCUUCUCUUUCCUGACCCAGAGCAUUGAUGCCUUCAGGAUCGCCCCCGCUGUCUUCCGUUUUCCAGAUGCCACCCAGAACGCCCUGACCGACCCUUACAUCCUGCUGGUGGUCCUGCUGUCCCUGGUGGUGAACACCAUCCCCUCGCUCACCAUCCGCUCGUACAACGCCAUCACAGGCAACACCAGCAUCCAGCAGAAGAUCUGCUGGAAGGCCAGACGGGAGCUGGAGCCCUCGGUGGAGCUGCGCACCCACGUCCCCCGUGGUUCCUUCCACCGCCGUUCCAGCUAUGCCUUCUCCCAUCAGGAGGGCUAUGCUGGCCUCAUCACCCGUGGGGAGAGCCUGCGCACCAAGGGCACCCACAGCACCACCAAGGGCACCCACAGCAUCACCAAGGGCACCAAGGACACCCACAGCUCCACCAAGGGCACCAACAACACCACCAAGGGCACCCACAGCACCACCACCCACAGCACCAACAAGGGCACCCACAGCUCCACCAAGGACACCCACAGCAUCACCAAGGGCACCAAGGACACCCACAGCUCCACCAAGGGCACCCAUAGCUCCACCAAGGGCACUAACAACACCACCAAGGACACCCACAGCUCCACCAAGGGCACCCACAGCUCCACCAAGGGCACCAACAACACCACCAAGGGCACCCACAGCUCCACCAAGGACACCCACAGCACCACCAAGGGCACCCACAGCACCACCACCCACAGCUCCACCAAGGACACCCACAGCACCACCAAGGGCACCCACAUCAUCAACAGCACCCACAGCACCAAGGGCACCCACACCGUCACCGCCACCCCUUCCACCACUGACACCUGUUCCACCACAGCAUUCCAUCCCCAAGGGACAACCCCAACUUGGCCCUCCCCCCAUAGCUGACCUGGCCACAUGCUGCUGAGGCCAAAGAGGUUUCCUCUUCUUGAGGUCAUCUGAAUCCAAUUUGGGUGUUUUGCUUUACACACUGGUCCCCAAACCCACGGCAGUGCAGUGUGCCAUGCCCCCAUCCCCAGCACCUCGCACUCCCCCAUUCUUUGGGGGACACGCACAGCCCAUGGGAUGCUGCAGAGCCACAGCUUGGGGAGGACAGACCAUGCAAACAACCACGUGGUGACCAGAUCACCAUUUUUUAUCCUCAUUUUUGUAAUUAAAAGCCCCCCGGGACACACACACAGACACAGGGGUGAAUGACUAGAAAAUAAAAUAAUUUAUUGAAGAAACAGAAAGCUGCAGAAAUACAACACAGUCAUGACCAGUAGAGGAUGAACAAAUAGAGAUUUUCUUUUUUUUUUCUUUUUUUUUCUUUUUUUUCUCUUUUAAAACCUGUUGACAGGCUGGAGUUAAGUUUCCUGGUAAUUUCCCCUGCGUGAGUCAUUGCAAAGAACAAGGAACAAACUCCAGAGCACACAGCACAGUUUGGAUAAAGUGCCUGACACAUAAGACUCUUUUUUUUUUUUUUUU
This is a messenger RNA of Meleagris gallopavo (turkey), 5615 nucleotides long. It is a transcript of the gene ATP8B3, whose product is annotated as ATPase phospholipid transporting 8B3. Gene Ontology annotation, molecular function: ATP hydrolysis activity; ATP binding; magnesium ion binding. Lineage: Eukaryota; Metazoa; Chordata; Aves; Galliformes; Phasianidae. Gene Ontology annotation, cellular component: trans-Golgi network; plasma membrane. Gene Ontology annotation, biological process: Golgi organization; phospholipid translocation. The record is from RefSeq and is a predicted model, not a curated record.